This is a messenger RNA of Gadus chalcogrammus (walleye pollock), 1079 nucleotides long. RefSeq lists its product as uncharacterized. The record is from RefSeq and is a predicted model, not a curated record. Lineage: Eukaryota; Metazoa; Chordata; Actinopteri; Gadiformes; Gadidae. Bases 1 to 804 code for a protein of 267 amino acids. The transcript is spliced from 3 exons.
AUGCUGGUGCUGGGCUGCCACAGCAUCCAGCUGGGGAAGUACCAGGGUCAGACCUUCCGGUGGCUCCUGGAGAACGACGCGGGCUACACCUGUCACCUGGUCGCCAGUCACCAGUGGGAGCGGGAGACGAGUGCCUUGGACAGCCCGUUCAUGGCCAACAAGGACAGCCUCGCCCGCUACUCCUGCGCCCACCCCGCUUUUGCUGAGCACCUCGAGUUCCGCCGGGCGCAGGAGGAGGCCCGGGCUCGCGCCACUCUGCCCGGGCGGGGGGGCGAGGCGCUUGUUGGCUUCGGGCAGUUCAAGGAGGACACCCUGAAGGACCUGUACGACUCCAAGGAGAAGGAGCGUCAGAACUACGUCAAGUGGCUACGGCGGAAGACCCCGCAGCCUGGGAGCUCCAUGGACGUCGCCAUAAAGUACAUUCUGGGCCGAGACAAGGAGCGGUCGGCGGAGGCGGCUGCUACACCCCCUCCGCCCGCCAGCAGCAGCACCAGCAGCGGCCCCAGCACCACCACCAGCCAGGCCGCUGCUUCCACCGUGCUGCCGCCCCGCAAGCCGACCACUCCCAAUUUCUCGGCCCUUGUGCGGGGGCGUCCGAUGGGCCCCAGGGAGCUGCAGGCCCAGAUCAGGAAACUGAUUAACCCACCAGCACGGCCUGCAGCUCCAGCGGUGUCUUCCGUCAGAGACCAGCGCCCCUCGGUUCCGCCGCCCCCCACCACAGAGGUGACGGACGAGGAGCUGGUCCGGAUGGUCACUGACGUAGAAAUGGGUAACUGGCACCACACCGGACGUGUCGCACUGUAACAUUGGCCUUGGAUAUCUAUUCGUGAGUCAGUAUGUUUGCAUUAACUGUAACUUUUUCAUUUGCUGGUCGCUAAAGCUGAUGCCUGAAGGAUAAAGGUAGGUUUAUCAGGUGAUGUAGCCGUCUUUGUAGGUGGUAGACGCGCCGUCCUCACUCACGUGGUGGUAAUGUGGAUUUGAUUAAACUCCCAGUCUAGCAAACCUCGCCUUGUAACUAACAGUCGCCUUGUAGCACACCUCUUAACGGUCGCCUUGUAGCACUAAACCAUUUUAUCUAA